AUGAAAUUUAAAGUUUCUAAUCCCACUACCAAACCUUUCACUAAGAAAAUCAUCAUUACACAACCAUCUAUAAACAUAAACACCAAUAAAGUUAAAAUUACAAAUCCCACUACACAACCUACUACUAAGAAAGUCUUCAUUACAAAUCCCACUUUAAAUCCUACCAUUAAGAAAGUUAAUAUUACAAAUCCCACUAUAAAACCUACCAACAGCAUAACACUUCUUAUUACAAAACCUACCAAUAAGAUCACAACCAAUCCAAGUACAGCAACUACCACUAAGAACGAUAUUUAUACUCAACCCAACACUAUUAAUGCUACUAAGCAAGCUUUUAUUACCCAACCCAAUACAACUGCUAGCAGUAAAAAAGUAAUCAUUCCCCAACCAAAUGCAACUGCUGCAGCUAACAAAAUUAUCAUUACCCAACCCAAAAGAACUGCUAGCACUAAGAAAGUGAUCAUUCCACAACCCGAUACAACUGCUGCAGCUAAGAAAAGUAUCAUUACCCAACCAAAUACAACUGCUAGUACUAAGAAAGUAAUUAUUCCCCAAUCCAUCACAACCUCAACCACUAAGAAAACUAUUACCCAACCAAUAACAACUGCUACGGCUGAAAAAUACCUCCCUACACUCGCAAGUACAAUAGUAAAUAAAAAUAAUAUAGUCACCACAUUCUCAAGUCAAUCAACUACCACUUCCGCCACUAAGAAAGUAAUUAAAUUACAAUCUAGUCCAGAGGCUACCAUUUUGACAGUAAAUACCACAACAACCAGUCAACCAAAUACCACUAAGACAACACUCCCUACAACAUUAAGUAUACCAACUACAACUAAGACGAAUCAAACUACACCAUCAACUAUAUCAACUACAACUAAAACAUAUAUCCCUACAUCAACCAGUCAAGCAACUACCCCUACGACAACUCUAACUACAACAACUAACCAAACAACUACCACCAAUACAACUCUAACUACACCAACUAACCAAACAACUACCACCAAUACAACUCUAACUACAUCAACUAACCAAACAACUACCACCAAUACAACUCUAACUACAUCAACUAACCAAACAACUACCACCAAUACAACUCUAACUACAUCAACUAACCAAACAACUACCACCAAUACAACUCUAACUACACCAACUAACCAAACAACUACCACCAAUACAACUCUAACUACAUCAACUAACCAAACAACUACCACCAAUACAACUCUAACUACAUCAACUAACCAAACAACUACCACCAAUACAACUCUAACUACAUCAACUAACCAAACAACUACCACCAAUACAACUCUAACUACACCAACUAACCAAACAACUACCCCUACAACUCUAACUACACCAACUAACCAAGCAACUACCAGUACGACAACUCUAACUACACCAACUAACCAAACAACUACCUAUAAGACAACUUUAACUACACCAACUAGUCCACCAUCUACCACUAGAAAAAUCAUCAUAGCUUCACCUAAGCAAGCAAGUACCCCAAAGACAACUCACACUACAUCACCAAGUGAAGCAGGAAACAAUUCAACAUUGGUUGCUGAAGUUGGUUUACAGGACUCUGGUAAAAGCUUUACUGCGGCGAUUGCUAUAGGCAGUAUCCUGACUGUUAUUUUUCUAGGAAUUAUAGUUUAUGUGCGGCAUUUUAUGAAAGGCGUGGCCAAGUGGUACAGCGCUAGAACUGCGACCAGAAAGUCUCGAAUCAAACCAGCUCUGAUAAUGACACGUAGUGAAGAUAAAGAACAGUCAAUCUGUUUGAUUACAGUUUAA
Molecule: messenger RNA, 1785 nt
Organism: Physella acuta
Lineage: Eukaryota; Metazoa; Mollusca; Gastropoda; Physidae
Product: mucin-2-like
Source: RefSeq, a predicted model, not a curated record